Saccharomyces kudriavzevii IFO 1802 is the source of this 4581-nucleotide messenger RNA. It is a transcript of the gene XRN1, whose product is annotated as chromatin-binding exonuclease XRN1. NCBI's taxonomy places the organism in Eukaryota, Fungi, Ascomycota, Saccharomycetes, Saccharomycetales, Saccharomycetaceae. The record is from RefSeq and is a predicted model, not a curated record. Gene Ontology annotation, molecular function: RNA binding; 5'-3' RNA exonuclease activity. Gene Ontology annotation, biological process: nuclear-transcribed mRNA catabolic process; rRNA catabolic process. Gene Ontology annotation, cellular component: nucleus. The coding region runs from base 1 to 4581 and encodes 1526 amino acids. The transcript has a single exon.
AUGGGUAUUCCGAAAUUUUUUAGAUAUAUCUCAGAGAGAUGGCCCAUGAUUUUACAACUCAUUGAAGGGACUCAGAUUCCAGAAUUCGAUAACUUGUAUCUGGAUAUGAAUUCAAUUUUACACAAUUGUACGCAUGGUAACGACGAUGACGUAACCAAGCGGCUAACUGAAGAAGAAGUCUUUGCUAAGAUAUGUACGUAUAUCGACCAUCUUUUCCAAACUAUCAAGCCCAAUAAGAUUUUUUACAUGGCUAUUGAUGGUGUGGCCCCUCGUGCAAAAAUGAAUCAACAGAGAGCUCGUAGAUUCAGAACUGCCAUGGACGCAGAAAAGGCUAUGAAAAAGGCCAUUGAAAAUGGAGACGAAAUUCCUAAAGGUGAGCCAUUCGACUCCAACUCCAUUACACCGGGCACAGAAUUCAUGGCUAAAUUGACCAAGAACUUACAAUAUUUUAUUCAUGACAAAAUUUCCAACGAUUCUAAAUGGAGAGAGGUGCAAAUCAUAUUUUCCGGUCACGAAGUUCCAGGUGAAGGUGAACACAAAAUCAUGAACUUUAUAAGGCAUCUAAAAUCUCAGAAGGACUUCAAUCAGAAUACGAGACAUUGUAUUUACGGUCUUGAUGCGGAUUUGAUCAUGCUUGGUCUGUCCACUCACGGGCCUCACUUCGCGCUUUUGAGAGAAGAAGUCACAUUUGGUAGAAGAAAUAGCGAAAAGAAAUCCCUCGAGCAUCAGAACUUCUACUUAUUACAUCUUUCUUUAUUGAGAGAAUAUAUGGAACUGGAAUUCAAAGAAAUUGCUGAUGAAAUGCGAUUUGAAUAUGAUUUUGAACGUAUCUUGGACGAUUUUAUCCUCGUCAUGUUCGUCAUUGGUAACGAUUUCUUGCCCAAUUUGCCGGAUUUGCACUUAAAUAAAGGUGCUUUCCCUGUCUUGUUACAGACUUUCAAAGAAGCUCUGUUACAUACGGAUGGCUAUAUUAAUGAACAUGGUAAGAUAAAUUUGAAAAGGUUGGGAGUCUGGUUGGAUUAUCUAUCUCAGUUCGAGCUAUUAAAUUUCGAGAAGGAGGAUAUAGAUGUUGAGUGGUUCAACAAGCAACUAGAAAAUAUCUCUUUAGAUGGUGAAAGGAAAAGACAAAGGGUUGGUAAAAAAUUGUUGGUCAAGCAACAAAAGAAAUUAAUUGGAAGUAUAAAGCCAUGGUUGAUGGAACAACUACAAGGUAAAAUAUCACCAGACUUGCCAGAUGAAAAAAUUCCCACCCUAGAGUUACCUAGAGACUUGGACAUUAAAGACCAUUUAGAAUUUUUGAAAGAAUUUGCCUUUGAUUUGGGCCUCUUCAUAACGCAUUCCAAAUCCAAGAACACUUACUCUUUAAAAUUGGAUCUUGAUUCCAUCAACCCUGACGAAACAGAUGAAGAAUUUCAAAAUCGUGUUAAUUCUACUAGGAAAACAAUAAAGAAAUAUCAAAAUGCUAUUAUUGUGGAAGAUAAAGAGGAAUUGGAAACUGAAAAAACCAUCUACAAUGAAAGAUUCGAACAUUGGAAACAUGAAUAUUAUCGGGACAAAUUAAAAUAUGCGUCAGACUGUGAGGAAAGAGUUACAGAUCUUUCUAAGGACUACGUUGAAGGUUUGCAAUGGGUCUUGUAUUACUAUUAUAGAGGUUGUCCAUCUUGGUCUUGGUAUUACCCACACCAUUAUGCACCAAGAAUCUCCGAUUUAGUAAAAGGUUUGGAUCAAGACAUUGAAUUUGACUUGAGCAAGCCCUUUACGCCAUUCCAGCAACUAAUGGCUGUCCUACCAGAAAGAUCUAAAAAUCUUAUACCUCCAGCCUUCAGGCCAUUAAUGUACGAUGAACAAUCGCCAAUUCACGAUUUUUAUCCUGCUGAAGUCCAACUAGAUAAGAAUGGUAAAACGGCUGAUUGGGAAGCCGUUGUCUUGAUAUCAUUUGUGGACGAAAAAAGAUUGAUUGAGGCAAUGCAACCUUACUUGUCCAAACUGUCGCCUGAAGAAAAAACUAGGAAUCAAUUUGGUAAAGACUUGAUAUACUCGUUCAAUCCGCAAGUUGAUGUCAUUUACAAGAGUCCACUGGGUGGCAUUUUCUCUGAUAUAGAACACAACCAUUGUGUGGAGAAAGAGUACGUAACUGUCCCAUUGGAUAGUUCUGAUAUUCGUUAUGGUUUAUUGCCUAAUGCUAAACUCGGUGCUGAAAUGCUGGCUGGUUUUCCAACGUUACUGUCAUUACCUUUUACUAAUUCAUUGGAGUAUAAUGAAACCAUGGUAUUUCAACAGCCUUCCAGACAACAAUCGAUGGUUUUGCAAAUAACAGAUAUAUAUCAAAUGAAUAACGUUACUCUCGAAGACUUUUCCAAAAGGCAUUUGAAUAAAGUAAUCUAUACAAGAUGGCCAUGUUUGAGAGAGUCUAAGUUAGUUUCAUUGACAGAUGGUAAAACUAUCUAUGAAUAUCAAGAGUCAAAUGACAAGAAAAAAACCAGAUUUGUAUCUAAACCUACUGAUACUCAGGAUAAGAAACUUUUCAACAGUUUGAGAAAUUCAAUGCUUAGGAUGUACGCUAAACAGAAAGCUGUUAAAUUGGGACCAGUGGAAGCCAUUGCCACUGUUUUCCCUGUGACCGGUUUAGUGAGAGAUCAUGAAGGUGGUUACGUUAAGACUUUUAGUUCUACUCCAGAUUACUAUCCUUUGCAAUUAGUUGUUGAAUCUGUGGUCAACGAAGAUGAAAGAUAUAAGGAAAGAGGACCCAUUCCAAUUGAAGAGGAGUUUCCAUUGGACUCGAAAGUUAUUUUUUUGGGUGAUUAUGCCUAUGGUGGCGAAACCACCAUUGAUGGUUACAGUAGCGACCGUAGGCUAAAGAUUACGGUAGAAAAGAAGCUUCUUGAUAGUGAACCCACGAUUGGUAAGGAAAGGUUACAAAUGGACCACCAAGCUGUUCAGUAUUUCCCAUCUUAUAUCGUUUCCAAGAAUAUGCACUUACAUCCACUGUUUUUGUCCAAGAUUACAUCCAAGUUCAUGAUUACUGACGCUACUGGUAAACACAUUAAUGUUGGUAUUCCUGUUAAGUUUGAGGCUAGACAUCAAAAGGUUUUGGGUUACGCAAGAAGAAAUCCAAGAGGUUGGGAAUACUCAAAUUUAACCAUAAAUGUCUUGAAAGAGUACAGACAAACCUUCCCAGAAUUUUUCUACAGGUUGUCUAAGGUAGGUAAUGAUAUCCCAGUUUUGGAGGACCUUUUCCCCAAUAUUUCCACAAAAGAAGCUAUGAAUUCGCUAGACGGUGUCAAGCAAUGGCUAAAGUAUGUCUCUUCAAAGUUUAUUGCCGUGUCCUUGGAGUCUGAUUCUUUAACCAAAACAUCUAUUGCUGCUGUGGAAGAGCAUAUUAUGAAAUAUGCCGCUAACAUUGGAGGACAUGAAAGAAAACAGUUAGCAAAAGUUCCUCGCAAAGCUGUAUUGAAUCCAAGAUCAUCAUUCGCACUCUUACGUAGUCAAAAGUUUGAUUUGGGUGACCGUGUUGUCUACAUCCAAGACUCCGGUAAAGUUCCAAUUUUCUCAAAAGGUACCGUUGUCGGUUAUACCACUCUCAGUUCAUCCUUGUCCAUUCAGGUUUUGUUUGAUAAUGAAAUCGUGGCCGGAAAUGACUUUGGAGGUAGAUUACGCACGAACAGAGGAUUAGGUCUUGAUGCUUCUUUCUUACUGAACAUUACUAACAGGCAAUUCAUCUACCACUCGAAGGCUUCCAAGAAAGUUUUAGAUAAGAAAAAACAACCUUAUAAUAAAACCAAUAAUACUAAAGCUGCUCACAAGACCCAGCCAAAGCCACAAUCUGAAGAAAAGUUAAGAAAGGAGAGGGCACACGACUUAUUGAAUUAUAUUAAAAAGGAUACUAAUGAAAAGGAAGCCGAAAGUGAAAAGGAUAAGAAAAUGACAUCUCAGAAAAGUUUCAAACCUGCUAAGAAGACUUUAUUGAAAAGACCUACUCAGCAAAACAGUCCAAACAGUGAAAUCAAGCAAGUUGAUGUAAUCAGUUCUGAAAAAGCAUCACUUAAUGAUCCAACUGUCGCCGGUUCCAUUUUCAACGCGGUAGCAAAUCAGUAUUCCGAUGGUAUGGGCAAUCAUACAAAUAUCCCAAUUCCACCUCAUCCAAUGGCUAUGGUAGGAGGUCCUCUUUUAGGGGCGAAUGAUACUCCGGGUGUUGCUUUGCCGUACAAUAUUCCUCCAAAUUUUAUUGCCCAUCCCAAUGGUCCUCACCCACUGACCUCUCAACAGAUGCCUUAUCCCAAUAUGAAUGGAGUUCCUAUCCCACCACCACGUGGCUUUGGUCAGCCAAUUCCUUUUUCACACCCACAUCAUAUGGCUAAUCUUCCAGAUCAAGGAAGUCGCAUUGUCGUCAACGAAAAGGAAAGUCAAGAUUUGAAGAAAAUUAUUAAUGGCGCACACGAUAUCAAUGGUUUAAAUGCGGACAAAAUAUUCAAACGUAGCGAGCAAAAUGAGACAAAAACUACUUCUAGCGCCAUGGCUGCCGAGUUCCAAUCUCCAAAGCCAGGGAAUAAUGGUGCUGAACGUGAAAAAAAAUCUGAUUAA